Messenger RNA from Acanthochromis polyacanthus (spiny chromis), 4071 nucleotides. It is a transcript of the gene wdr44, whose product is annotated as WD repeat domain 44. Bases 497 to 3229 code for a protein of 910 amino acids. NCBI's taxonomy places the organism in Eukaryota, Metazoa, Chordata, Actinopteri, Pomacentridae. The transcript is spliced from 20 exons. The record is from RefSeq and is a predicted model, not a curated record. Gene Ontology annotation, molecular function: protein binding.
CCAUCAUAACAGUGGAGCAGAAGAAGAGGGCGCCUGAGCCCCGCCCUUUGACUCACCUCGCUAAGAUGUGUUUUUUGUCUUACUGGUUUGUUUAUGACGCCGUUCACUGGCUCUGUUAGCUUGACAGCUGAUCAAGCGUGAGCUGAAGUUAAAAAAAACGCGUUUUUUUGGCGACGGUUUUCAUCCUCGAUACUGUUUCUUUUAGCGAGACAGAUCUGAAAAGAAGCAGGAGGCUACUUAGCAUUAGUUGCUGCCUAGUCGUACGAACAGAAAUUGUUAGCAUUGCUAGCAUAUUGUAACGUUAUGGCGUGACGUUGGACAGGAAAGUGGUUGUUUGACGACGCCCGGGCCAAGACUCUGAAGUUGUAUUAUCACUAUCGAGAAGGCCGAAUAUAACGAGACAUAUGUAUAACACUUAAAUCAUUCGCAGGUUAGGCUUUCCCACAGCUGCCUGGCGACUAACUUGGACUAGCUAGCGAGCUAAUUUGACGUUAGCAUGGCGUCAGAUACAAGUGACACAGAGGAAUUUUAUGAUGCUCCAGAGGACGUUAAUUUCACUCCGUCUCCAAAAGUGUCACCUGCAAAGUUUGUCAUUCCUUCACCUAAGCUUUCCCAGAGAUCAGUAAAUGCUGCACAAGAUGUGAGCUGUGCCACAUCUGAGACUCAGCAAGAUGAUUCCCUACAGAUCAUUGAUAGCAUAAUCGAGGAGAGCCAGAAGGGAAGUGCUAGUGAUGUCGGUGAGGUGGCUCAGCUGUUAGAUCAGCUACAUGUUGAUGUUAGAACAGAGUCAAAGGAAGACAAUAGUGCUGAGGGAGUUCCUGUGGAACCAGCAGCGCCAACUGUUGAACCUCAGCUUGUUGAAAGGCCAGAGGAACAACAGAAAAGCUUAGCAACAAAUGGAGAAUGCUCUGUACUGGCUCCUGAACCCAUAGAUCUACCAGGACCAUCAGUGGGCUCGCAAGAACAUGUUCAGCCUCCAGACAUCACCAGCACCAUAGGACAGAGACACUCUGGUGGGGCUGCUGUGGGUGCAGAAGGCGAGCGGGAGCAGAGGCCUGCAGACAUCUUAGACCAGGUUCCUUUGACAGACGGGCCGGCUGACAUAGACCCCUCUGGGCCCAUGAAACCUCCGCGGCAGUUCACAGUGGAACCAGACAUUGUAGCCAGCACAAAGAAGCCUCCUCCAUCGCGUCCACCCCCUCCAAGCGGAGGUCCUCCGCCAAGACCUCCUCCACCGUCGUGGCAGAGCUUACCUUCCAAGAAGUCACAGGAGUGUCUGAGGCCAAGUGGACUGGAAGUGUCUGCAGUCGGUGCAGUCAGCGUUGAUCCUCUGGAGCCCUCUGGCCUGGUGUCUCCCAGCAGCACCGUGAGGAGUCUAACCAAAGAGCUACAGCAUUCCUUGGAUCUGGCCAGUGCCACCAGCGGGGAUAAGGUGGUGACAGCACAGGAAAAUGAGGAUGAACAGGCUUCAUCUCCAAGUGAAGGACAAACUCCAGGCCCUCAGCGCCCACGUUCCAACUCUGGCAGAGAACUGACAGAUGAAGAAAUCUUAGCCAGUGUGAUGAUCAAGAAUUUAGACACUGGGGAAGAGAUCCCUCUAAUUCAGGCAGAGGAGAAACUUCCUGCUGGGAUCAACCCCCUCACUCUGCACAUCAUGAGGAGGACCAAGGAGUACAUUACGAAUGAUGCAGCACAGUCAGAUGAUGACGAUAAGUCUCAGGCUCCCCUGGCAGACACGGAUGGAGGGAAACUGAAACAGAAAACAACCCAGUUUAAAAAAUUCCUGGGCAAGUCUGUGAAAAAGGCCAAGCAUCUUGCUGAGGAGUAUGGAGAGAAGGCAGUCAACAAAGUGAAAAGUGUGCGUGAUGAAGUGUUCCAUACAGAUCCGGACGAUCCGUCAUCGAGUGACGAUGAGGGCAUGCCGUACACCAGACCAGCCAAGUUCAAGGCAGCGCAUAGCUUCAAGGGUCCCUUCGACUUUGAUCAGAUUAAGGUGGUGCAGGACCUCAGUGGAGAGCACAUGGGGGCUGUUUGGACGAUGAAGUUCUCUCACUGUGGGAGGCUGCUGGCAACUGCAGGCCAAGAUAACGUGGUUCGCAUCUGGGUCUUGAAGACUGCCUUCGACUACUUCAAUAACAUGAGAUUAAAGUACAACACUGAAGGUCGAGUUUCACCUUCUCCGUCUCAGGAAAGCUUAUGCUCCUCUAAAUCUGACACUGAUCCCGGGGCAAGUUGUGUUCCAGAGGACCCAGACACAGAAGACAGGAACGCCCCAUUUCGUCAGGUCCCCUUCUGCAAGUACAAGGGUCACACAGCUGAUCUGUUAGACCUGUCCUGGUCGAAGAACUUUUUCCUGCUCUCCUCUUCCAUGGAUAAAACCGUCCGAUUAUGGCACAUAUCCAGGAGAGAGUGUCUCUGCUGCUUUCAGCACAUUGAUUUUGUCACAGCCAUUGCUUUCCAUCCCAGAGAUGACAGAUACUUUUUAAGCGGCUCUCUGGAUGGAAAACUACGGCUCUGGAACAUUCCAGACAAGAAGGUGGCUCUGUGGAACGAAGUUGACGGACAAACACGGCUCAUCACUGCUGCUAAUUUCUGCCAAAACGGGAAGUAUGCGGUCAUUGGAACCUAUGAUGGCCGCUGCAUCUUCUAUGACACAGAGCGUCUAAAAUACCACACUCAAAUUCACGUGAGGUCCACCAGAGGAAGGAACAAAGUAGGACGCAAAAUUACCGGCAUUGAACCUCUGCCUGGAGAGAAUAAGAUUCUGGUGACCUCAAAUGAUUCCCGCAUCCGCCUUUACGACCUGAGGGACUUGUCUCUGUCCAUGAAAUACAAGGGUUACGUCAAUAGCAGCAGCCAGAUUAAAGCGAGCUUCAGCCAUGACUACUCCUUCAUAGUCAGCGGCUCAGAGGAUAAGUACGUAUACAUCUGGAGCACUUACCACGACUUGAGCAAAUUCACAUCCGUACGACGGGACCGCAAUGACUUCUGGGAAGGGAUUAAAGCACACAAUGCAGUAGUCACCUCAGCCAUUUUCGCGCCCCACCCAGGCCUUAUUGUUCCACAAGAGACCGGAGCAGAGAAACCAGAAGCAGAGUGUAAGAGUCUCGACUCGACAGACUCUGAAACAAUACCCUCAGGAGCCCUAAAGACGGAUCACACGGAGGUUCUUCUGUCUGCUGACUUCACUGGAGCUAUCAAAGUUUUCAUCAAUGUUAAAAAGUACUGAGCACUUCAGAGGCUCUCAGCUCUUCACGUUCUGUCAGAGAUCAGUCCUCACGACGGAGGACAACACGUCAGGAGGUCGCCUAGCUACCUGUUGGUUAUUGCGCUGAGACAAAGCUAGCUGUAGCUUUUUUGGGAGUACAGGGACCCUAAAAUGUAAGAUGAGAGAAUGAACUGUACAAGCUGAGAUUCCCUGUCACACUUCUAUUUUUAUCUUGCAUACCAAGCAACUGUGAACGGUUUUGGCAUCGUGCACAAAAGAGAUCCAGUAAAGUCAAGUGUAUGGUAUGGGCAGAAAUUCAAUCUGCUCAGGUGUGUGUGUGUGUGUGUGUAAAUUUACAACUGUAUGGUCAAAACUAUCUGUGACAGUGCGGGCACCUUAUGUGUUACUUAAGCUCCCACAUUUCAGAAAGUUCCCAGAGAAGCAAGACACUGUAACGUCAGUCAGAUUUCAGUGAGGUCUUGUGGAAAGAUGUUUCACCGUUUGUCUGGAAAUCAAGGUGGAUUGAACUGUCAUUUACAAAUUGUGUGUGUGCCUACAAAAUCUAGAUUGCUUUUCUAAAUCCAACUUCUCAAGCUUUCCUCUAAACCAUUUCAGCAGAUAACCGCCAAUCCACAGUACAGGAGAUCUGUAUACAGUUACUAAUGAUUAGGGCUGGGUAUCUUCAAGUUUUUGUCAAACAAUACUGGCUCUUAAGUACUUUUGAUACAUUUUUGUUCAAUGAAAGCACAUUUCAUUAUAUUAAAAUAGAACUGUAAAUUUACUGUGUAGCAUUGCAUACUUACUGCUUUUGUAAACAAAUGAUGCUCUAUUACUUUCCUCAAUAAAAAUCCACACAAACUGGA